Brassica napus (rape) is the source of this 1119-nucleotide messenger RNA. RefSeq lists its product as uncharacterized. The transcript has a single exon. Lineage: Eukaryota; Viridiplantae; Streptophyta; Magnoliopsida; Brassicales; Brassicaceae. Bases 1 to 1119 code for a protein of 372 amino acids. Gene Ontology annotation, molecular function: nucleic acid binding; zinc ion binding. The record is from RefSeq and is a predicted model, not a curated record.
AUGGCAAUCGCUCUGUUGUUUCAGGCGAUUCCAGAGGCUUUAGUGCUACAAGUUGGGGAGUUGGAUACAGCAAAGAAGGUGUGGGACGCUAUCAGGAUGCGUCAUAUUGGUGCAGAGAGAGUAAAAGAGGCUAGACUGCAGACUUUGAUGGCAGAAUUUGAUAGAUUGAAGAUGAAGGACAGUGAGAAUAUAAAUGACUUCGUCGGUAAGCUAUCGGAAAUUUCUUCAAAAUCUCAUGCCUUAGGAGAAGAGAUUGAAGAAUCAAAACUUGUUAAAAUGUUUCUGAAGAGUCUUCCUCGCAGGAAAUUUAUACACAUAGUGGCCUCUCUUGAACAGGUUCUUGACCUCAAGAACACAAGUUUCGAAGACAUUGUGGGACGUCUGAAAGCUUAUGAAGAGCGUGUCCAAGAAGAAGAAGAAAGUCAAGAAGAUCAGAGCAAACUGAUGUACUCUAAUACAGAGCAACAGACCAAUCGUGAUUAUCAUGAGGAGUAUAAAGGAAGCAGAGGAAGAGGAGGACGGUUCAAUAGGGGCAGAGGCUGUGGUCGUGGGGGGAGAGACACGUCAAGGAUAAUGUGUUUCAGAUGCGAUAAGAUGGGUCAUUACGCUUCUACCUGUUCAGAUCGUCUUCUCAAACUGCAUGAGGCACAAGAACAUGAUAAAGAUUCAACACAAGAUGCAGACGAGCUUAUGUUGAAUGAAGUGGUAUAUCUAAACAAAGAGAAGGUGAUGCCGAGCAAGUACGAAUAUAAUGGUGAGGACAACAUGUGGUACCUUGAUAAUGGAGCUUGUAACCACAUGACAGGAGAUUGUAGGUACUUCAAAAGGAUCGAUAAAGAGAUAACAGGGAAGGUCAAGUUUGGAGAUGACUCACACAUCGACAUUAAGGGGAAAGGCUCGAUUGAAUUUGUUGACCAAAACGGAGAAACAAGGACAAUGUGUGACGUCUACUAUAUACCAGACCUAAGGAGCAACAUCAUCAGUCUUGGACAGGCCACUGAAGCAGGCUGCGACAUAAGAUUAAAAGGAGAAUGCUUGACAAUGCAUGACCAAGCCGGGAAACUACUUGUCAAGGCAACAAGGUCAAGGAAUCGAUUGUAUAAAGUCGGAUGGGGAUAA